Messenger RNA from Schistosoma rodhaini, 4449 nucleotides. The record is from the annotation of a GenBank genome assembly. Lineage: Eukaryota; Metazoa; Platyhelminthes; Trematoda; Strigeidida; Schistosomatidae.
UAUAAACUAGAAAUAAUAGUAAUAAUAAAAGUAAUUGAUAUAACGUGACUUAAUUCGUUUAUAUACAAUGUCAGGUUAUGUCUCAGUUAAUAAUGCUGAGACUCAUUGUAAAUCACUAAAUUUAAAUGGAGCUAUGCAUGAAAAUAAAUUUGUGACAAAUGUUCACUUAGGACGUAUCACAUUCAGUCGACCAAUUGCAGAUUGGGAUUCACUGACGUCUAAACAUACUAACUCAAGCAUUAAGAAAAGUCAUUGUUGUUUGAAAUUAUCAUGUUGUAGUAAACAACAAUGGAAAUCAUAUUCACUAUACUUUAUCAAGUCUACAUUUCCAUGUAUUGAUACAUUAUUACAUUAUAACUGGCGAUCAGAUUUUUUAAAAGAUACCUCCGUUGGUCUGGCAAAAGGUGUUAUGAAUAUUCCACAAGGUAUGGCAUAUUCAUUACUCGCUGGUUUACCACCUGUUUAUGGAUUGUAUAUUGGUUUUCUAAGUCCAUUGUUCUAUGCAAUUUUUGGACGUUGUACACAAUUUUCUAUGGGUACAUUCGCUGUUGUAAGCCUAUUGAUUGUUGGCCCAAUUGAACAACAUAGUUCAAAAGUCGCAGUUAGUCAUCAUAAUUCCAUCAUAAAUUCAAACUCGACACUGGUUGAAGAUAUAAUAACUAACAAGUUGCCAUUACAAUAUUCAGAACCAAGAGCGAUUGUAGCCGUAACGCUUACUUUUCUAGUUGGAAUUAUACAACUUAUUAUUGGCUUUUGCCGAUUGGGUACAUUUACGUCUUAUUUAGCACCAUCAAUGGUAUCUGGUUACACAUCGGGCGCAGGUUUUCAUGUGUUAAGCAGUCAGAUUAGUUCAUUGUUCGGUGUGAAGUCUGCAAAGAAAGAUCAAGGACCUGGUUCAUUAUUUAUGGUCUAUGUGAAUUUGUUCAAAAAUAUACGUGAUUCAAAUUUGUUCACACUACUUAUAUCUGUUGCAUCGAUUGCGUUUUUAAUGAUGAUUAAAUUUUGUGCUGAACCCCUUUUGAAACGAUAUAUAGAUUUGAAGAUUCCAAUACCUAGUGAAUUGAUUUUGGUUGCUUUAGGCACUGUAAUUUCAGGUACAUUGAAUUUGCACUCUACUAAGAAUGUUUCAAUUGUAGGAUAUAUUGCUAGCGGAAUGCCACAGGUAACAGUACCAUAUUGGAGCAUAAUUCCAGAUUUACUUCCAGAUGCUAUUCUAAUUGGAUUUGUUAGUACGUUCCUGUCAGUUUCCUUAGUUAAAUUAUUCUCUUUAAAGUACAGAAAUAAAGUAAAUUUUAAUCAUGAAAUCUUAUCACUCGGUAUUAUAAAUACAUUCACAUCAUUUUUCUCUUGUUUCGUUCAAUCUGGUAGUCUUUCUCGUAGUAUGGUAUUAGCGGGAACAAAAACCAGGACACCGCUAUCAGGUAUAUUCAGUUCAGUAUUGAUUGUAUUUGUACUAUUAUAUUUGGGCCCGUAUUUUGAAGCAACUCCAUCAUGUAUUUUAUCUGCUAUAAUUGUGGUGGCAUUGAAAAAUAUCUUGACACAGCCGAAGAAACUGCCCUAUCUAUGGAAUACUUAUAAACCAGAUUUUUUUCUAUUCACCGUAACAUUUUUGGGAACUCUCAUACUUGAUGUAACUUAUGGUCUGUUAGUUGGUCUAAUCUCUUGUCUUAUUGUAUUAACGGAAAGACAGCGAAGCAUCAAACUACUGGAAUUGUGCAAUAUCUCAGGCACAGAACUUUAUGUCCAUAAACAUUAUGAACUAUUAACCAAAACACAAAUUGAUCAAACUCAAUCUGAUUAUCUAUUGUCAUCGAUCAAAGCAAUACGUGUUCUAGGUUCAUUGAAUUUUUCAUCAGCUGAAAACUUCACAGAACGUAUUUACAAAACAAUUAAUAAUAUGAUGUUAGAUGAAGAUUUCAAUUAUGUUAAUAAUAAUGUAUCAAUUCAUCACAAUACAAUGAAUGAUACCAUACAAUAUGAAUAUCGUAAUCAUUGUCAAUUAAGUGAAGUAUCUAUGAAUACAAAAGAUAAUAAGAAUAAUAUUUAUGAACUUGCGAAAAAUUUAGAUGAGAGAAAUGGAACAAAAUCCGAUGUUAAUUACUCAUUGAGAAAUAGCAAUGUUGUCAGUAAAUCAAGUGAUAUACUCAGGUCAGAAAAAUGUAACUUGGCUCAUCGUCAAACUGAAGCAAAUCGACCUCCGUUACAUGUUGACCUGCAUGACUUUCUAAUGAGGCACGGUGGGGCAAAAUUACGAAGAUUCCUACUGUUGGACAUAUCUGGAAUUACUCACAUUGACCCAGCUGGGGCUGCUGCACUCACUGAAAUACAACGAAAUUUAUUUAAAAAUAAUCUCUAUGUGAUUCUAUGUGGAGAUCCAACUCCAUUCAAAUGUUUAUCUACAUGUGAUUGGAAUGUCUGUCCUGGAUUGAAAUCAAUCUACCCGACAUUAUAUGAUGCUGGAGCUGUUUGUGUUAAGUUGCUUUGUCAAGAUGAAUCAAAUUCAAGGAGAAGUUUAGAAUCACGGAUAAAUGAUACAAAUAGUGAAUAAAUGAAUAAUAUCAUCAAACGGUCAAUGUUGGAACACUAUUGAAAACCCUGAAGCACUAGACAGCCGUUUCGUCCUACUAUGUGACUCCUCAGCAGUGAUUGUUUAGUUUCCCGUCAGUUAAAUCAUCAACCUAUUUUCAUUUUAUUUCCAGUGGCAAUUCUUUAUUAUUGAACACAACGGUCAUAUGCUCACAUAUAUCCAUUGAUUGUGGAUUGACGAGACAUUUUAACCAGCAAGUUGCAUUUUAAUCACUAACAAAAUGAGCGAUAUUUUAGGCUGGUGAUAAAUACACUCGUAUGCUUAGCUUUUACCAUUAAGUUGUACAUCUGUAUUCUAGAAAGACGUGUGAAAUCUGACCAAUUAAAAAUGAUGACAAUAUUCAUUUUCAUAACAUUCUGCCUAUACUUGCUAGGCAGUCACGGAGAUCUGCUUCACUGACCUAAAAGGUGUUGAAAGUGAUGAAAAAACAGUAAAUCGGCGCAGUCUUUUUCAUCAAAAAUAUUGAUCCAUUUAGUUCGUAUGUGAUUUAUUGCGCUCUGAGGUUGAUUCACUUUUGCACUCCAGUCAUUAGCAUCAAGGUAAGUCGUUUAAAUAGUAAAUGAGUGUUAAACAUUAUUCACAACUACUUUCCAUAUACCGGAUAAUACGGAGGUAGAAGAGAUGACUAGCCAUAUUGCAUGGCUGACGUUUGGGAAAUAAUCAAUACUUUUAACAGCGAAAGACAAUAGUAUUUAAUGCAUUAAGUCAGUAAGUAAAAAUGUUCGAACUCUGAAACUGUAAGCUGGCCUGAAAAAAGUGGAUUCAUAGUCUACAAUUCAUGAUUGGCUCAACUACAUGGCUGAAAUGGACUCUAUUUCAAAUGUGACGUUUUGAAUUAUACUUUACUUGAUAUAAAACUGAUUGUCUAAAUAAGGUCAAAUCAUGAUGAAGACUAUGAACAUCCAAUAAUUUUCACAAGCACCUCAAACUAAAAAGAAUAUUGUGACGGAUUUCAAGAUGUAAUUCCAGAAGUGCGAAUGAAAUUUCGUGGCUAUUGUAGAUCAGGCAAGUCGAGUUUGAAGCAUUUAUCCACUAACAUAAAUAAAAUUUUAUUUCGGGACAUCUCAGAUUGACUGAAAUCGGACACAUAAACCAUUAGAUCCUGACUCAGUAGAUUUAAUAUUAAGAUCUCGCUGUAGAUCCGAAGAUCUUGGAUUCGAUCCCCCUGAAGAGGUGAUGUAUGCGCACAGCUAAGGAAUGCCAUACUAGGACGAAAUGGAUGUCUACUACUUUCUGGUUCACUGGUUGUCUAACCGCAAUCAAUCCAGAAAAAACUCGCUAACAACAAAUAACACUUAAUACGAAUCCUUAGAAUGACGAAACAUUGAAAACAAACAGAUCAAUCAACUCAUUUAUUAUUUAAGUAGUAACUAUGUGGUUUAAAAAGAAUAAAUUUAAAGAAUGUGCAAAUAGACUAUAAUAGUUAAUGUUAUUGCAAAGCAAACUUACUCAGUGCUUAUCAAAAUGAGAAGAAUCAACUGUCCAGUUUUCUAAUGAUUCACGGAACUUAACCCUAUAUUGUGCUAUAAAUACCAUUGCAAAUAAUUUUAUGCCCUUAAUGUGAUUUAUGGUAGAUCAUGCUGGCAACAUGGCUGGUCUAGUUGUCAUGAUGGAUUGCUAAAAUAUUAGAAGAUAUUAGUCUAACUCUUCAAACGAAAUGUUAAUUUCUUCGAUACACUCGAUAAAAUGAACUGUAACAAGCUUUAUGAACAGGUUGUCUCUACUUAAUACAACCUUUUACUACAAACAAUAUGACCUAAUUUCAUCUCAUAAACGUUUCGUAAAGCUUCAUAUAAAUAAUUAAUUUUAAUAAAUGAAUUAUGAAUUCCAGGUACUUGUAUUUCUUCACUGUAAAUAUUUAA